CUUUCAGCUCCUCAGAAUGACGACAAUACUCGGGAGGGCUACGAGGCCUUGUUCGAAGACAACAAUAUGGAAACACAGUGUCCGAACGAUAGCGUCGAUCCCUCCCUUUGGCAUACAAGGUCGCUCAAAUCCCGCUUCCUCUCAGAACCUGCGCGAACAAAGGCAAUCAACUACACCAACAUCGUGGACCCCAAUGCCCUAUGUCACAGAGACCAUUGGCGGAGGCUGGCACACAUACGAUAUCUACUCACGCCUCCUCAAAGAACGAAUCAUAUGUCUGAAUGGCGAAGUAGACAGCACUUCAUCUGCCAAUAUCGUCGCUCAAUUGCUCUUUCUUGAGGCCGACUCGCCCGAGAAGCCCAUUUCUCUCUACAUAAACAGCCCGGGUGGAAGUGUAACCGCUGGACUGGCGAUAUAUGAUACCAUGACAUAUAUUCGUUCUCCAGUCCACACCAUAUGUAUGGGCAUGGCAGCGUCCAUGGGCGCAUUGCUGCUCGCGGGUGGCGCUGCCGGCAAUAGAUUUUGCCUACCUCAUAGUAGCGUGAUGAUACAUCAACCGAGUGGUGGCUAUAGCGGGACAGCAGCAGAUGUAGCGAUCCAUGCUAAGGAGAUUUUACGAACACGGGAAAAGCUGAACAAAAUAUUCCAGAAUCACAUCACGAAAGAAAAGACACUGGAUGAGAUCGAAAGAAGCAUGGAGAGAGAUUACUAUAUGGAUGCACAUGAGGCACUGGAAUUUGGGCUUGUAGACCGAAUACUUGAGAGGAGAGAAAAUGAGGAGGGAGAGAAGAGCUGAAAGGGAACACGCAAAGGCUUGAACCCUAUUAUGCACCAUGAGGGAUUGCUACAAGCUGCACAAUUAAAGGAGCCUUCACGAUUUCUGACUAUCAAACUCAAGAAUAAUCUCGAGGAUUUGGUUGUUAUGUACGAUAUAAAUGCCAAACCAAAUGUGGUGAGAACCCUUAAUGAUAAGCUGGAAUCUUUGCCACCAUGUGGGAAAACCAUGCAACAGAAUCGUCGUUCACUAUAGAUACACACUUAGACAUUGAAUCCCUGCAACAUGGCAUGCUGAACAACCCCCAUUGGCCUAAGAGCACAUGAAUCUUCGAUCAGGGAUUCUCCUUAUAUUUAUCCCUUAAAGCAU
This is a messenger RNA of Aaosphaeria arxii CBS 175.79, 1144 nucleotides long. RefSeq lists its product as uncharacterized. Bases 17 to 796 code for a protein of 259 amino acids. The transcript has a single exon. Gene Ontology annotation, cellular component: endopeptidase Clp complex. The record is from RefSeq and is a predicted model, not a curated record. NCBI's taxonomy places the organism in Eukaryota, Fungi, Ascomycota, Dothideomycetes, Pleosporales. Gene Ontology annotation, molecular function: ATPase binding; ATP-dependent peptidase activity; serine-type endopeptidase activity. Gene Ontology annotation, biological process: protein quality control for misfolded or incompletely synthesized proteins.